AUGAAGCACGUCGCCGCUUUCCUCCUCCUCACCCUCGCCGGCAACGAGUCCCCCUCGGCCGCUGACGUUAAGGGCGUCCUCUCCUCCGUCGGUAUCGAUGCCGAUGAGGAGCGUCUCACCAAGCUCAUCUCCGAGCUUGAGGGCAAGAACCUCCAGGAGCUGAUCUCCGAGGGUUCCGCUAAGCUCGCCUCUGUUCCCUCCGGUGGUGCUGGUGCUGGUGCUCCCGUCGCUGCCGCUGCCGCCGGCGGUGACGCUCCCGCUGAGGAGAAGGAGGAGGAGAAGGAGGAGUCCGACGAGGACAUGGGCUUCGGUCUCUUCGACUAA
Messenger RNA from Aspergillus affinis, 324 nucleotides. RefSeq names its product ribosomal protein P2 (gene aspf8). Gene Ontology annotation, cellular component: ribosome; cytosolic large ribosomal subunit. The transcript has 2 exons. Gene Ontology annotation, molecular function: structural constituent of ribosome. NCBI's taxonomy places the organism in Eukaryota, Fungi, Ascomycota, Eurotiomycetes, Eurotiales, Aspergillaceae. Gene Ontology annotation, biological process: cytoplasmic translational elongation. Bases 1 to 324 code for a protein of 107 amino acids. The record is from RefSeq and is a predicted model, not a curated record.